Pistacia vera is the source of this 1613-nucleotide messenger RNA. RefSeq names its product bifunctional purple acid phosphatase 26-like. The coding region runs from base 1 to 1431 and encodes 476 amino acids. NCBI's taxonomy places the organism in Eukaryota, Viridiplantae, Streptophyta, Magnoliopsida, Sapindales, Anacardiaceae. The transcript is spliced from 9 exons. The record is from RefSeq and is a predicted model, not a curated record. Gene Ontology annotation, molecular function: metal ion binding; acid phosphatase activity.
AUGUUAGCAUCGUUUCAUCAACUCCUGCUCUUUGUAUUAUUGUUUAUAAUUAUCUCAAGUGUUGAACACGGAAGUGCGAGGAUCACAAGUAGUUUUGUUCGUAAUGAAUGGCCAGCUGUUGAUAUGCCUCUCGAUCAUGAAGUCUUCGCCAUUCCUGAAGGCUACAAUGCGCCACAGCAAGUGCGAAUCACGCAAGGAGACUAUGAAGGAAAGGGUGUAAUAAUCUCAUGGGUUACACCAGAUGAAACGGGAUCCAAUAAAGUAGAGUAUGGCAAGUCCAAGAACAAAUAUGAGUUUACCGCUGAAGGGACAGUCACAAACUACACCUUUUACAAAUAUAAGUCUGGUUACAUUCAUCACUGCCUUGUUGACAACCUUGAGUAUGACACAGAGUACUAUUACAAGCUUGGAGCUGGUGAGUCUGCUCGUGAAUUUUGGUUUCAAACACCCCCAAAGAUUGAUCCAGAUGCUCCUUACACUUUUGGAAUUAUUGGUGAUUUGGGUCAAACAUAUAAUUCUCUUUCAACUUUGGAGCAUUACAUGCAGAGUGGGGCACAGGCUGUUCUAUUUGUUGGUGAUCUCUCUUAUGCAGAUAGAUAUAAAUACAAUGAUGUUGGCAUUAGAUGGGAUUCAUGGGGCCGCUUUGUUGAGCGAAGUGCAGCAUAUCAGCCCUGGCUUUGGUCUGCUGGGAAUCAUGAGAUUGAGUACAAGCCAUACAUGGGGGAAGUCACUCCAUUUAGAUCUUAUCUACACAGAAUCGCUACACCUUAUCUCGCUUCAAAAAGCAGCAGUCCACUAUGGUAUGCUGUAAGACGAGCAUCUGCUCAUAUCAUUGUACUAUCCAGCUAUUCUCCAUAUGUGAAAUAUACACUUCAAUGGCAUUGGUUGAGAGAAGAGCUGAAAAGAGUGGAGAGGGAGAAGACACCUUGGCUUAUUGUGAUCAUGCAUGUGCCCAUCUACAAUAGUAAUGUAAAGCACUACACGGAAGGUGAAAGCAUGCGAACUGUUUUUGAGAACUGGUUUGUCAAGGCAAAAAUUGAUUUCAUCUUUGCCGGCCACGUUCAUGCCUAUGAAAGAUCAUAUCGCAUCUCAAAUAUACACUACAAUAUAUCAAGAGGUGACCGGUAUCCAGUACCUGACAAAUCGGCUCCAGUGUAUGUAACAGUUGGAGAUGGAGGAAAUCAGGAAGGUCUUGCUGCAGAGUUUAUAGACCCUCAACCUGAGUAUUCUGCAUUCCGUGAAGCCAGUUACGGUCAUUCUACAUUGGAGAUUAAGAACAGAACUCAUGCAUUCUACCAUUGGAACCGAAAUGAUGAUGGAAAGAAAGUACCAAUUGAUUUUGCAGUAUUCCACAACCGGUAUUGGGCUGGCGGUCAGCAGAGGAGGAGAAUCAAGAAGAAUUAUCUCAAGUCUGUAACAGGAAAUAAUUGAUGAAACCUGUUGAAGUUCAAAUAAUUCGUUCUUUGAAUCCUUUUGCUUAUGUCAACAAGGCAGAUCUCUCGGGUGCUAGUUAAUUUUGUUAGUGGAUUUGCCACCCCAGAUGCAGGGCAAUGAACAAAGACAUAUUUAAUGUCUAGUGAGUCUGCACUGAAUGGUUUUGUAAUGACUCCAUU